Molecule: messenger RNA, 3483 nt
Organism: Bradysia coprophila
Lineage: Eukaryota; Metazoa; Arthropoda; Insecta; Diptera; Sciaridae
Product: PHD finger protein 14
Biological process (GO): regulation of transcription by RNA polymerase II
Source: RefSeq, a predicted model, not a curated record
CACAGUUUGUACAACCUAACAAAUAGAAAGUCAACUAGUCGUUUGUCGAAACAGCACAAGCAAAUUCAUUUAAUGAUUUUUUUUACUAUUUCCGUUGUCAUAAUGCAAAUUAGUUAGUUUAAAAGGGAUUUCCUAAGUAAUUUUGCUAUUGUUUAAUUGAUUCCAACAGAAAUAAAUCAAAAUGUCAGCACAAAUAAAUAAAGCUCCGAAACGCAGAGCCAGUGGCAAUAAUAUGGCAGUGCUGUUGCAUUUGGAUCUCGAGGAGAGUUCCAGCGACAGUGACUUUCGGAUCGAAGACCAUGAUGAGAGUGAUGACUUUUCCGACGGAUCAAAUGAGGAUAAUCAAAGUGGAGACGAUGAAGAUGACGAUGAUGAUGAUGACAGCGAAGACGAUUCGGAUAAUGAAUUCUCAUCGUUCAAAACGAGCUUAGACGUGAAUAAAACUGACGGAAAUGAAAAUAAACCAUUAUCGGCUGCACAACUGCUACAACAGGCCAAGGCUAAAGAAGCUUUGGAUAAAGAGAAUGCUAAAUUACUUGCCACGCCGAUUUGCUGUUGCUGUCUGGGUGAUAGGAGUGACGAUUCGAAUGAAAUCGUUGAAUGUGACAACUGCGGAAUGUCAGUACAUGAAGGAUGUUAUGGGAUCAGUGAUUCGGGUAGUGUUUCCAGUACAGUGUCGUCUUGUUCCACGGAACCGUGGUUUUGUGAAGCGUGCAAAGCGAAUAUUUCCGAUCCGGUGUGCGAACUGUGUCCGAACAAAGGAGGUAUUUUUAAAGAGACUGAUGUGGGAAAGUGGGUGCAUUUGGUGUGUGCGUUGUAUGUGCCCGGUGUGGCAUUCGGUGAAGUGGAUCUACUGUCAUCGGUUACGUUGUUUGAAAUGCCGUACAGCAAAUGGGGAGCUAAAAGCUGUUCGUUGUGCGAUGACGUGCGAUUUGCCCGGACUGGAGUUUGUAUUGGUUGCGACGCAGGAAUGUGUAAAACAUUUUUUCAUGUCACUUGUGCCCAGGCGGCUGGGUUACUGUCCGAAGCCAAUUCGGAGGAAACUGAUCACGCCGAUCCAUUUUAUGCACAUUGCAAAAUCCAUUCGGACAAAACGUUAAUUAAACAUAGGAAACGUAACUACAAUGGCCUGAAAUUGAAAUUAGCUCAUAGGAUAGUGGAACAGGAACAGAAAAAACUGGAAAAACCGACAGCGGGCCAACAGCGCAUCGAAAGGAAGUUAAAGAAACAUCGCAACAAGUACGUGACGAAUAAAACCAUAAAGAAUGAACCGUGGGUUCCAACACAGAAAAUGCCACGAUUAUUGACCACUUCCGCAUCAGCAUGUCGCCGUUUGAUUUUGAAAGCCGACUUGAUGGGAAUCGAUACAGAUGCACUGGAGUUCCAGGAAGCUCAAAUGGCAGCUCUAGCCGACGUGCGUAAAAAGUGGCAUAUACCUCCCGCCUUUAGUGUUGAAUUUAUUGGCUACUAUUUGGACCGAAUAUCACGCCUAAAUGAAAUCAAAACAAGUCUACAGGAGCAGCUAGAGUCAAAUAGACAUCUGGUCGAAGAGCAACAGAAACUAAGGGACGAAUAUGAUCAGAAAAUGAAAGUCAAUUCCGAACACUCAACCACGAAUUCAUCUCUAAAGCUAUCGAUCGAAAAACUUCAUGCGUCCAUACAUGCGUUGUGCCAGAAUAAAAAUCUGCCCACAAUUGAAAAUAUUGGCAGACCUGCCGUCAUUGUGCCACCAGUUGCUGCAGCUACUCCGCCAGCUCGACCGAUGUCCGUUCCAACGGCAGCUGCGCUUAAAAUGGGUGUUGGAUUUCCGUUAACGAAUUUGCCGGGAAGCAGCGAUGACACAAAUCGCAUACUAAGCACUCAAUGCCAAAACAAUAGCAAAUUGAUGCACGAAUGUGGCAUCUGUAAACGUUGUACCGAUCAGCAUUUGCUAGCGAAAUGUGAUACUUGUCAUUUGCAUUAUCAUUUAGGUUGUUUGAAUCCUCCGUUGACACGACAUCCGAAAAAGUCGAAACUGUACGGAUGGCAAUGUUCGGAAUGUGCCAAAUCAGAUGACUCUGAUAAUCCAGUACCAAUUUUACCGGUGGGACCUCGGAAAUCACGUACAAAAUAUAGUAAAGACGGUCAAAUUGUUCCAGUCGAUCCACCUCAAAGUGAUAUCAGUAUAGAAGAACCGAAGUCAAUUGAAAGUGUUGUAAAAACUAUAAAAUCACCGCCACGUAAAGUCGCCGAAAAGAAGGCGGAAAUCGUCGAUAUGAUUGAAGAAGUAUUAGUGCAUUCAAUUGAACCGAAAUGUGCAACUAAAGGCGUGAAAAGGAAAAAAAUGAAAAAUUUCAAUGCAGAACCGCAACCAGAACCAAUCGGAUUAGAUGAAAGUCCCGCUAUAUCGAUUCCAAAGGCCAAGCCAUCGGCCGACCCUCUAGACAUAACCAAUGCUCAAUUGAUCGUUAUUUCGUCCACACCCAAUAAGCGAGCGAAAAUCGUCGAUAAAGUGGAAGAAUCUCCAAAGCCCACGGCACCUUCGUAUUAUGUCGAUCACAACGGUAUGUUAGCCAGCAUUGACUCAUUGCCGAAGGCCGGUCUAUUCACGUCGGAGCUGAUCGAGCAACGCCAUGAUGAAAACAGUGACAAAGCGAUACACAAACAGAACCGGAAGAAACGCAACAAAGAGAAGCAUCGCAAUAAGCACGGCCCGGACAGUGACCGAUCUUCAUCCAAAGAGCACAAAAAGAAGCGGAAAAAGAAGAGCCACGACGACAUGGAAAAUCCCAACCACACCAGACCUGACAAUUCUGAGGGCAUACCAAAGAUCAAAAUAAAGUUUAAAGCACUACCUGCACCCGGCGAAACUGCGGCGGAAGCGCAUUUCUUCUAUGUUUCUGCCAAUAUGAUUCAAUCGUCCAAUAAUAGAUCUCGGCCAGAGCCAACCGUAUCUAAGUCGUCAACUUCACAUAGCCAACAAAAACGUGCUGCAUCGCCGAUGAAGCCAUUGCCAAAACCGAAAACACCACCCCCAUUACAAAAACCGAAACCGGCAGCAACAUUACCUCAACCAGUGGUUCGCACAAGACGAUUAUCGGUUUUUCAUCCAAAGUUCCAAAAAGCCUAUGCAAAUCGCAGUAACAACAUAUCACCCAGAGCAGUGACGCCAUCGACUCCGAAUCAAUCAAUUAAAUGUGAUGUUUGCCACAAUUUGGGCACAUUGAACGACGUUGUGAGAUGUGACGAGUGCAAAAAGAACUUUCAUUUCCACUGUCUGGAUCCGCCUGUUAAAAAGACGCCGAAAAGGAGAGGUUAUUCGUGGCAUUGUGCUAAUUGUGAUCCAACGGAUGUUGAGUCUAAUUGACUAUAAUUACGUUUGUAAUCAAUGGAACCAGACGUUGUACGUACGGGAUUAUUGAUCUUUAAAUUAUUUUCGUAAAACUAGUGAAUUUGACUAUAACAUUUAUUUAUUUUUACAAUAAAGUUCAAACACACGUAAAA